UUAUACUCAAUGCAAGGUGGACUCAAUGUAUCUUUACCACAGGUGACAGUAUCUGCCAUCUACUCUUAUCACAUUUUAAAAAAUGGCCGUUAUUUUUAUUUACUUUGAGGUUUUUUUUUAUCAAAAGUCUGUUCAGUAAAAUAUACAAACUACUAACUAGUGAUAUUAAUUAUUAUUAGUCAACAGUCAACUGACAACUUCUAAUUAUUGUUAGUUGCUUUGGCAAUACGGUAUUCUUGAACUUUACUGAUCGGGGUUAAAUGUAAUUUAUUAUUUUUUUUAACAAUAACGUAAAAUAUAUAUAUAUAUAUAUGUAUUUUAUUGCCUAAUAAUAUGUUUUGAGUGGAAUGUGUAUUUAAAUUUUUAAUCGUUACUCUUAUUCUUAUAUUGUAAACGUUCAAAUAUUGUAUACAUGGCAUCAGCAUUCUUUAAGCUAACGAAGUAAUCUUUAUGUUAUUUGAAUUGAAUUGACAACUAUAUACGAAACAUGAACGAGCAUGUAGAGAAUGAACAUUAUGAUUCCAUCAGGUAUCAAUUAGAUACCCUUGGCUAUCGACAAUAUAUGCCACCAGACUCUGCAGAUCUUGUAGGUCAAUUAGUUGCAGAUUUGUUACACACUACGGAUAGUUUAAAACAGUACAAAAAUAUAGCACAAAACUCAUUAGAAGUUGCUCGCAAUUUGGAAGCAAAGUCUACACCAUAUGUACGAGAUAAUUGCUCUCUUAUUCAAGAAUGUAAAAAACUACACACAAAACUCAAUGAAUUAUGUGAAAAUGAAAAAGUACUCAAAAACAAAAUCGGGGAUUUACAAUGUGAAAAUGAUGAAGGAAAAAUUGAAAACCAGAAACUUAAGCAACUUAUUAUAGAUUUAGAAAAUGAAGCUGUAUCAAAAAAUGCUAAGCUUCUAGAACUAGGAAACAUGUUUCUUGUACCACAAAUUGAAUUAAAAAACAAAGGGUUUCGACCAAGAAUACAAAUUGAUAAUAUGCAAGAAGAUUGUACAAAAAGUGAAAAUGAAAUGUUAAAAAUCCAAGUAGAAGAAUUAAUUAAAGAAACAACUCGUUUGAAAAAGAGCAAGUCAUCAAAAUUCCAAAAUAUAAGAUCUAAAAACUGUGAUGAUAUGUAUACAGACAUUAAAGCGGAUAAUGAAGUUUUAAGAAGACAGCUAGAUGAAGCGUUAGCUAACCAUAAUGAAGCUAUGUUUCAUUUAACAAGAGUGUCUGAAGAAAAAAAGUCACUUCAGCAUACUCUGAAUGAAUAUCUUGCUAAACAUUGUCAUUGUGAAAGAGACUCUAGUAUUAUUAUGGAAAACAAUAUGUGUUUAGAAGAUUUGAAAAAAAAAAUACAUAUUUUAGAAUCUGAAAAAACCGAGUAUGAAAAAAAAAUUAAGACUAUUUUAGACGAUCAAAAACAAUUAAUAGAUAAAAUAAAUGACUCAAAAAAUAUUGAAAAUGAUUUAAUGUCUGAAAUUGAAAAGCUGUCCGAAGAAAAACAUUUACAAGCCCAAAAAUUAAUAAAACUUGAACAGGAUCUAAACAAAUCAAAACGAAAAGAUUACGAGACGAAAUCUGAAAAAGCAGUAAAAUCUCAAAGAGAUUCUUCGCCACAUAAUAAGAGGAUAAAUGAUUUAGAAAUUACUAUUAGUAAACUACGAGCAGAGCGUGAUGAACAUCUUUACGAAAUAAACUGUUUAAAGAGACAACAUCGUAAUCAAAUAAUUGAUUUAAAUAAGAAAAUUGAAGAUAUGCAAAGAGAAACACAGGAUACAUCGGAAAAAAAAUUUACUUUACAACUUCGAAGAGAAAAGGACGAAUGUACAGAAGAGAUAAUUUGCCUAAAAAAAGAAAUACAGUUCUUAAGUAACCAGUUAAAAAAAACUAGAGAUUCUGUUGAAAGUAAUGAGUACAACGAACGUGAGUAUGUUAAACGUUUAGAAAACGAAAAACAUCAGUUGAUUGAAAAACAACGUUCACUCACAUGGGAAAGUGCCAAUAAGCAGCGCGAAGCAGAAAAAUAUGUAAGAGACAUUACUCAUAUGAAAACUGAAUUGAAAAGACAUAAAGCUAUCAUUGAUGAUCAAAAAUGUUCUCAGGAUCGACUUGAACGUGCAUUGCAAUCCACACAAUUUGCACAGAACGCUAUUGAAGAACAGCUAGAAAGAGCACAUAAACGAAUAGAAGAACUAAAACAUUUAAAUAAUACGCUUAAUGAUAGGUUGAUGAAUGAAAAACAAGAGAAGCAUAUGUAUCAUGAUUCUAUUGCUGUAACUGAUCAUCGUCAUGAAACGUUAGUAACUGAAUUGGAAAAGAAAACCAAGCGUAUCGCCUUCCUUGAUGGAUUGGUUAUGGAUAAAGAACAAGAAAUUGCCUCUUUGCACUCUAAACUUAACGAUGCUUCUAAAAAAAUUGGAAAUGCUUUGUAUUCUCAAGCAGAGAGCGAAAAAAUGUGUGAUCGUUUAAAAUCUGAACUUUCAAAUAUUAAAAUGGAAUACAAAAUUGCUGAAAGUAACACUGGUAGCCGAGAAAAAGAAAAAAAAAGAUUACAGAACGAUUUAGAUAUGGUAAUGCAGGAUAACAAAGGUCUGCGUUCAGAAUUAGAAUCAUCAAAAAAACAAACGGAAGAUUUAAAAAUGCAAUUACAAGUAUAUGUAUUAGAAAUAAGACGUAUAGAAGAGAUGCUUGAGCUUAAAGAAUCUGAAAGAGAUGAAAUAUUAGACCAGUUCAAGCAUCUCAACUGUGAAGCAACACAACUAGAGAGCAAUAAUCAUAGUUUAGAAAGUGAAGCAAGAUCAUCCAAGACUCUGCUUAGAGAAAAAGAGCACCAAGUGUCUGAUUUAGAGCGUAAACUUUUGGACAAAGAAGAGCUUAUAUCUAGCUUUGAAACGCAGAUUUCAGAAUUAACUCAUCAAGUUGUAUCGUUAGAAUCUCAAUUGACUAUUGGAAAUGAUCGUAUUAUUAAACUAGAACAAGAUUUAGUUGCUUGUCGGAACAUAUGCUCAACUGUAGAUUCAGCUAAGAUGACUCUUAAUGAGCGUCUUUGUCAUACAGAACAACUGCAGCAUAAAGCCGAAGAGGAACGCCUACGCCUUACUAGUGAACUGUCAUUUGUUAACACUCAGUUAGAAAGAGAACGUUCGAAAAUAGCCACUCUGGAAACGGUAUUAACUGAUUCAAGACAAGAAUGUAUGGAACUUACUAUUAUUAAAAAUGAUUUAACAGAAAAAUUGGAAGAGAGUCAACAAAAAUCAAAAACUCUUACAGAAUUAUUAGAAAAAACCAAAACUGAAUUAAUGAAUGCUCGUUCUGAAGUAGCUGCUUGCGAACAUGAAAUAAGCUUGUUGAAAAGACAAUUGAAUGAUGUUAAAUUUGAGAAAGCUAAGCUGGAACAAUCCAGAAGAGAAAAUCACAGUACAACUUUAUGAUUUAUAGAGUAACACAAUUUAAUGAUAAUGCAUUAAUGUACUUUUAGUAUUUUUAUUAAUGUAUGUACUUGAAAUUUAGGUUUCAUUAAUUAAAUAUGUAUAUUUUAAUUCUGUAUUAUAUCACAAACUCGUUUUAAUAUAAUUUAGCUAUAGCCAUUUGUAAGUAUGAUUUUAGAUUUUUUGUA
This is a messenger RNA of Adelges cooleyi (spruce gall adelgid), 3606 nucleotides long. Its product is annotated as centrosomal protein of 135 kDa-like. Bases 488 to 3421 code for a protein of 977 amino acids. The record is from RefSeq and is a predicted model, not a curated record. The transcript has 17 exons. Lineage: Eukaryota; Metazoa; Arthropoda; Insecta; Hemiptera; Adelgidae.